CUCCACUGUUAAAAGUGACGUGAGCGUAGUAGGUUGAGUUUUCUACGUCCCGCCAUCGUUUCGUGUGGAGCAUUGCACACUAUGCUUAUUUUCUUGUUUCAAUUCUAACUUCCGAUCUAUUGAUAACGCACAAGUAACCACGGUCCAGCGGGCAAAUUGCACUACGUGAAGGGACAAAAUAUCAACGAAAGAAUAGGAUCUUCUACAUAGUUUUGUGUCUGUUGUUCCAGUUAAUGUGUCUGCUUGUUUGUGGCAGUACAGAAUCAGAAAUUGUGGCUGUUGCAGCGUUUCGGUCAAUUGGAUAAGCAUUUGUUCCUUGCUGCUUCGGUUUGUGGAGACAAAUAUCCCAUAAGUGAUAUUAAAUUGUUUUCCAUUGUGCAGUUUGUAGCUUUAUUUAUCCACUUAUAGCAACUAAAAAUUAUACAAGUGGUUGGGAAGAAAUCUACUGUAACAGUGAAAUAUGAAAUAUCAGUGCGAACGCAUCAAAUUUCUGUAAUAGCAGUGCUUUCGCCUGAACCGGUGGAGGUGUCUAGUCAAAGCAGGUGAAAAGGUGUUAAGAAGGGAAUUGAAAAUUAGCUUCCUACAAAUCGUUUUCGGUAUCAAGGGUUCGUGUAAAAAGGUAUUAAGGUGAAAUUGUGAAGUGAAUCGUGAAAAGGGAAAUACUUCAACUGGCAGAAAGUUGUGAAGCAAGCGCUGAAAACCCACCUUCGUCUUCGUCGUGGUAGUUGAUACGUAUUGCAAUUUGGGAUUUGUUAAGUAACUACAUAACAUAUCCUACGCUCCCGACAGUAUUUACAUCAACUCGGGAUUUAUUGAAUCAACAUCAUCAGCACCCAAGGUUUCUCUGGAGACUUCCGGAUGGAAAAUAGCCAUUUCUCGAUGAGUUCUUGGCCGAUUCCGGAUCUUGAUGAACCGCUUCAAAAAUGGUUUUGACAUCUAUGCCAAUGAUGCAAAUAAGCAUUUUAAUAAGAUUGUGACAGCUAACUAUGUCGGGUCAACAGAAACAUCGAAUCCAGGUUCCAGAUGGAUUACGCGACGUGCUGCUGGAAUUUUCAAUAGCGUACCUUUUGGAACAGCCGGGAGAUGUGAUCGAUUACGCGGUGGAGUUUUUCUCCAAACUGCAGGAAAACCGGAAAACCACCAUGAUCACAUCGAACGAACCCGUUUCGCCGGACGAAAGCAUAAUGUCACACGAAGAAGAACCCCUAGUGAAUCGGUACGCCUCACGCAGGAAAUCAGUGUUUGCGGAAACAUACGAUCCAGAAAACGAUGAUGACGAUGAUGGUGCAAGAGCAAUAUUCCCUAAGACGGACGAGCAACGGGCGCGAUUGUGCGACUCAGUCAAAAACAUUCUGUUGUUCCGGUCGUUAGAUAAGGAACAGAUGAACGAAGUGCUGGAUGCCAUGUUCGAAAAGAAAGUCAAAGCGAAAGAUUAUAUUAUAAAACAAGGCGAUGAUGGAGAUAACUUCUACGUCAUUGAGUCAGGAGUUUAUAAAGCAUACGUUGGAGAGGACCAGAAGCACAUACACACGUACGAAAAUAGCGGCAGUUUUGGUGAAUUAGCUUUGUUAUAUAACAUGCCAAGAGCUGCUACGAUUCAAGCUGAAACGGAAGGUCAAUUGUGGGCGAUGGAUCGCCAGACCUUCCGAAGAAUACUGCUAAAAUCUGCCUUUAGGAAACGAAAGAUGUACGAAGCACUUCUCGAUGCAGUUCCGAUGUUGAAAACAUUACAGAAUUACGAGCGUAUGAACCUGGCUGAUGCUCUUAUACCUCAAACUUACUCGAAGGGCGAAAGAAUAAUCAAACAAGGUGAUGUUGCCGACGGGAUGUAUUUCAUUGAGGAUGGCAAGGUUUCGAUUCGUAUCCAACAGGAUGUCGGUGAGGUUGAAAUUUCAAAUUUGGAAAAGGGACAGUACUUCGGAGAGCUGGCACUGGUGACUCAUCGACCACGGGCAGCUUCGGCGUACGCCGUGGAUAACGUAAAGGUGGCAUUUCUACAAACGGACUGUUUUGAGCGGCUUUUGGGGAAAUUGUCUGAUGUCAUGUUAAGGGGUAUGAAACACUACCGUUAUGUAGAUGAUUCCGCCUGGAGAAUGAUACUGGAAGCGUGCAAGGAGGAAAAUUGUGUCCUGGAUAGCAGAAGCAGUUUUACUUUAUCCAAUCGAAAUGUUUGAUGAUAUAACAGCAAAGUUGCUACACACAACUAAUCGUUUUUCAUUUCAUAUUGACAUAUACCACUCACGAAAUUAUAGAUUUGAAAAGCUCUAUUGUUGUUCAGGGUAUAUGUUGCCUCGUGUUGGCUGAAAUAUUUUUAAAUCAGCCUCUGCAAUUAAAAGAAAAUCCCAUCGACAAGUUUUUAUUCUGUUGUCAAAAUCUUUGCUAAGUGAAAGUAGAAAAGUAAACUCAACAACUUCGAAUAGCUUAGUAAAGUUAUCCCUGCAAUCACAAACGUUCGCUUUCCUCUUACAUCUCGUGCUCGAAGUACAACAGGUUGCCAAAUUUUCUGUCCCUAGGAGCACAAAAAGCUCUUCUUACCAAGCGAAUUGAGUUACAAAAUCGUCAUUUAUUCACUUAUGGUUUCCCCCAAUGACUCGCACCUGCUUAUAUUGUAAUGUGGAUUUUAUUUCGUUUAGCUUUAUUUGCUAGCAUAUCACUGGAUGCUGAAUUUAUUUCAGUUUGCCGGUCGAAGUAAAUAAUGAUAAAUUAUGUCUAGGCCUGUCUAUUUAUCGCUUUCGUUGGAAGAAGAAAAUGAAUGUUGAAGGGGGAGAAAUCUAUAGUUGGUUAGAUGAAUGAGAUAAGCAGAUCGACGACAAAGGCGGGAAAAUGGAAAAGCCAGCCAGUCCCACCUUAACAUUAAGUUAGGUUUCGCAUUGUUAUCUUGCACAGAAGAAAGAAACGUUCUUUUCAAUCGUACAUUCCUCAAUAAGUGCACCAACUUCUUUGGGUCGAUUUUCUUCAAUGAAUCAAGCCAAGUUAUUUAUUAUUCUAUUGAAACAUUAAAAUUAUACUGGUCGAAAUAUUCGAAAAAAAUUGCCCUAGAGCUCAAACUGGAAGAAACGUUAUUGCUUUUUAACCAUUCCUGUGAAUUGUGGUGCCCCUAGCAAGUUCGGAAGUGCGUAAAGUCUUAAAGGACUUGAAUGCACUUCUCCCGUAAGCAAACAUAGAAGCAACGAAUUUGGCGAGCAAUUACUCUGCGGCCUUUGACGUACUUUCAAACUUGCUAAGGUCAUUAAAGCUCGGUUAAAAAAGCUAUUAUCCUUCAUAUUUUUCCAAUUUGAGUUCUGAGACAAAACGUGUUGACCAGUAUUAUAAGUGUCAUCAAGUGCCAACACGGCCUUUACAAUGACAUGAAUUAUUGUUCAAAUUAUUGGCUAUCUCAUAAUUGAUUCAAAAAUGGUGAGUUUUAUCAAACAUUUAUAGAAAUAUUUAAAAUUGAAUGUACAAAAAAAUCAGGGGCGACUCGUGGCUGUUGAACCUACCUGUUCAACUAGAAAAUCUGAAAAUCAGAGUUUGGGGAAGUAAUUACAUUUUUAUCCGCGAAUAAAAGCAAGUAAUUCCCUUUGUUACUAUUUAAAAAUAAAACUAAAAAAUAAGAAAAUAAGAGCAUUAAUUUGGAUUUAAGAUUCAUAUUUUGCCUGACGUCACCAUGUGCAUUGCACGGGUUGCACCUAUGGACGAGUCGCCCCUGAAAAAAAUUAAGGAGCUAUCAAAAAUCAAUUAAAUAAUUCGCAUAAAAGCAACAUUAAUACUACUGAAAACAAAAACACAGAUUAAUACUACUGAAACAAUGCACAGAAUAAUUUCAAGGCCAACUACGCGACGAUCCCAUUACCUUUAACGAUACAUCCAGCUUCUAUCCCGAGACCAAUUAAAAAAAUAUUAAGAAAAAAGUUCUGUUAUCAACACAGGCAUUUUAAAAUGACCUUUUUAAUUUACCUACUAGAGUGCUCAUUAUUUAUUAUCAAAAAGUUUUAGGUUAGCUAAUAAACUUUCACUCAAAAAAUAAAGCUGGUAACCGCGAGGUUACAUAGUCCGUCGAAGCAGAUGGUCGAGAGUUCGAAUCUUAGUUUUAGUAGCAGGCCAUUUUUGGUUAUUAAAGGACUUUAGCAUGAAUUAUUCUCACCCUAUAUAUAACUGCGCUUGGUCCGAAUUUGUUUGGUUUCUUACGAUGGGAAAAAGAACAUUUCUCGCGUAACUUGUCUAAACGACCUAAGUAACAAUGAGCGAUUCUCUCCUCUCUUACUCUGUUUCGUCAAUUACAGUGUCAUUAUAAAAGCUUUCAACGAUUUCUUGCCAUAAACGAAAGGCUGUAGUAUUGCCUAGCUUACAAGGCAAAGAGUAUCAUGAAGUAUGUAAAAAUAACUGAAGUGAUAAUCAAAGAGAAAGUGAACAAAGAGGGUCUCUCAAUGUUACUUAGGUCCUUUUGAAAAGUUACGCGAGAUUUAUAUGCUUCUGAGCUAGGGGAGCUUCGUAGCCGCAAGGUUACAGAGUCCGCUUUGAUACUUGAGUGGUCGUGGGUUCGAAUCUUAGUAGAAUCAGGCCAUUUGGUUGUCAAAGGACUUUAACAUGGGUUUAUUCUCAGGCUCUCCACUACAUACCCUUCCUUCAAGCUGAAUUCUAUAGUACCCUUGCUGACUUUGAUCUUAGUAAAAAAGUCCCUUUUAUAAUAAAACUGUUCUGAGUAACGUAUCGUAGUUCUCUUCAGGGAAUUGUAAUUAUGGUGCGAUCUUGGCUGGGGAAACGAGGUUUCGAUAAGACUCCUUCCUCUUGACAAAAUAUAAGUCCUACUUAUAAUAAAGCUGACCAGAGGUGAAGCAUUGAGUGCCUCUUCAGGGAAUUGUGAUUGUGACGCGGUGUUGGUAGGAGGAACGAGGUUUCGAUAAGACUGACAAAAUAAAGUCCUUCUCAUAAUAAAACUGAUCUCAAGAAUAUUUAUCCUCUACAGGGAAUUGUAAUUGGCGAUAUUGGCACGAGGAACGAGGUU
Molecule: messenger RNA, 4984 nt
Organism: Wyeomyia smithii (pitcher-plant mosquito)
Lineage: Eukaryota; Metazoa; Arthropoda; Insecta; Diptera; Culicidae
Gene: Pka-R2
Product: cAMP-dependent protein kinase type II regulatory subunit
Exons: 11
Coding region: 987-2174 (395 amino acids)
Biological process (GO): regulation of protein phosphorylation
Cellular component (GO): cAMP-dependent protein kinase complex
Molecular function (GO): cAMP-dependent protein kinase regulator activity
Source: RefSeq, a predicted model, not a curated record